Messenger RNA from Lathyrus oleraceus (garden pea), 1044 nucleotides. RefSeq lists its product as uncharacterized. Lineage: Eukaryota; Viridiplantae; Streptophyta; Magnoliopsida; Fabales; Fabaceae. The transcript has a single exon. The record is from RefSeq and is a predicted model, not a curated record. The coding region runs from base 82 to 858 and encodes 258 amino acids.
UUUAUCCACACCUCCUUAUCUAUCCACCUUAUAAAACUCACAUUCCUCCUAUCUAACCUCUUACAUCAUUCACCAUAAUCCAUGGAUUGGUUCUCAUGGUUAUCAAAAACCACUCUUGACCCUUCCCUCAUCUAUGACUAUGGCCUCAUCUUUGCACGCAACGAGCUUCAAUUACAAGAUGCAACUUAUUUCAACCAUGAGUUUCUUCAAAGCAUGGGAAUCUCAAUCGCCAAACAUAGAUUAGAGAUUCUCAAACUUGUCAAAAAAGACCAACAUCUUGACUCACUACAACAACCUAAGAAUCUCUCAAGUGUCAUCAAAAAGUGUCUCAAAAAAUGCUUGAGCAAGUUUGUUUCUCGCCACGACGACAACGAUGUUAAGAGACACACAAACACGGUUUUACCGACGGUUUUACCGAAUUGUUAUCAAGGGCAAAAGUGGAAAGCAGAGAAUGAGAAGCCAGUUUCAAUGUGUAGAAGUAGAACAAUGCCAUAUUCAGGGCCAUUAGAUGGAAGAAUGCAUGAGAGAAAAUUUGUGAACAAUAAAGCAUUGAAGUUAUCUGGGCCUAUUGAUGGAAGAAUGAUGAAUGAGAGAAUGGUUUAUACCAAUAGAAGCCCAUUGAGAGCUAGGCCCGUUGAUGGAAGAUUUACAGGCACAAUUAAAAGCCCAAGAGUUUCUGGGCCUUUUGAUGCAAAGAUGUUGUUUGAGAUCAAUAGAAGCCCAACAAUUACUAGGGCUUCUCUUGAAACUGAUAGCCCAAUGGGUUAUUGUAGUCCAUAUAAUAAGCCCAAGGAUGAGUUUGAUUUAGAUGAUGAACAUAAACUUUGGCCUACACUGUUUGAUCUUAACCCAACUUGAUUCCUUUUUGUAUUUUUUUUUCUUGUAUGAUUCUAUGGUGAGUGAAGAAAAUACCUUUUUUGUCUUCUUUUUGUUAGUAGUCUAUGAUAGUAAAUUAAUAGCUAGUGUGAAAUUUAGUGUGUUGUUUGAAAAAAAAGUUUUCUUGUAUUCUAGUUACUUUGUUUAUACAUUAUUUUGUGUUGGAUA